Cordyceps militaris CM01 is the source of this 903-nucleotide messenger RNA. Its product is annotated as acid phosphatase. Bases 1 to 903 code for a protein of 300 amino acids. Gene Ontology annotation, molecular function: nucleotidase activity. The transcript is spliced from 2 exons. The record is from RefSeq and is a predicted model, not a curated record. Lineage: Eukaryota; Fungi; Ascomycota; Sordariomycetes; Hypocreales; Cordycipitaceae.
AUGAAGAUCGCCCUCGCCCUCGCCACCCUGCAGGGCCUUGUUGUCCACGGCAUCCGCAUCGUCCACAGCAACGAUGACGGCUGGGCCGAGCUCUUCACGCGUUCCUUCAACGACGUCCUGCGCGCCGCAGGCCACGACGUGGUCCUCUCCUGCCCUGCCAGCGACAACUCCGGCUGCUCUUCUUUCGACGAUAAGCCAAAAUCCCGCGUCAUGCCCUGCCAGUACAACUCGUGCCCAGAGUACGCGGGCCCGACCGGGUUCAACGCCUCGCGGCCGGACCUGCACUGGGUCAACUCCUUCUCGACCACGGCGAUGCGGUACGGGAUCCAGACCUUUGGCCCGCAGCACUGGGGCGACACGGCCGAGCUCGCCGUCGCCGGCGUCAACGUCGGCGCCAACAUCUUCCUCACCGUGCCCUUUUCCGGCACCGUCGGCGCCGCCGUCUGGGCCGCCGGAAGAGCGCACAUCCCCGCCAUCGCCUUCUCCGGCGACGAGGACCGCCGCAAGACCGCGCGCUGGGACACCUUCCCGCCCCCGCGCGCCGCCGCCGUCUACGCCCAGCUGGCCAUGAACCUGACCAGUGUCGUCAUCGCCGGCGGCAAGCCGUACCUGCCCAAGGAAGUCUUUCUCAAUGUCAACUUUCCCAGGAUUAACGAGCGCUGCUCCGACCCGACCACGUUCCGGUGGGUGCUGACCCGCAUCAACCCGGGCUGGUUCUCCCCCAAAGAUGUCAAGUGGUGCGGUCGCAGGCGGCUCCCGACGGAGCGCCGCGUCCAUUCCAAAAAACGCUGCUACGUCUCCGUCAGCAUCGGCAACGCCAGGGACAAAACGACGUCCAACGACGUGAAGAAGCAGCAAAUGGUGCUCGACAGGCUCAAGAGCAUGCUUUCCUGCAUGCGUUGA